Messenger RNA from Sporothrix schenckii 1099-18, 2343 nucleotides. RefSeq lists its product as uncharacterized. NCBI's taxonomy places the organism in Eukaryota, Fungi, Ascomycota, Sordariomycetes, Ophiostomatales, Ophiostomataceae. Gene Ontology annotation, biological process: DNA-templated transcription. Gene Ontology annotation, cellular component: nucleus. Gene Ontology annotation, molecular function: zinc ion binding; DNA binding. The transcript is spliced from 3 exons. The record is from RefSeq and is a predicted model, not a curated record. Bases 1 to 2343 code for a protein of 780 amino acids.
AUGUUGACGCCAGCAAAGUUAUAUUGUGCACUCGCAGAGUACGAUCUGCGAGAAUGGCCGAGUCCAAAGUCGAAAAGCGGAAUCGGCCGCCCAAGUCGUGCGAGCCGUGUCGUCUACGAAAGUGAGCUUCCUCUCUCCUGCUCGACCGAAUAUACUUCCUUUCGACGGCCGUUGCUGACCAACAGACUCAAAUGCAACCGCGAACAGCCGUGCGAUGCGUGCACGCGCCGCGACAAGGCGGCGUUCUGCCUGUAUGCGGCGAAUGCAGACCGGAGUGAGAGGCGGGAUGCGGCCGCGAAGAGUGGUGGUGGCAGUGGAAGCAGUUCCCGGUCGGUGACGGGCCGUCUCCAGCGGCUCGAGGAUAUGAUUCUGCAAAUGGCCGGAGGCUCUGCCGGUAAGUCGGUCGGUGACCAGGCGGCGCUGCCACACGACUUGUCACGCCACUUGGACGACGGUGCCGUCGACGCGUCCAUGUCUGCUGGUGACUCGGUCGACAAUUCGGUCAAUACGCCGCUCUCGGACGAGCUUCAGGUUCCAGUCGACAGCGGCAAUCCUGUCACUCCCGAAACAUCCAUCACCGCAUUUUCAGAGCGCCCGUCGCUCGGCGGUGGACAGCUCGACAUCGGCCACACUACAUACAUCGAUGCCAGCCACUGGUCGUCUCUCCUGGAAGAGAUCAAAGAACUACGCCAGCAGCUGUCAUCGCCCGUCGAAAGAGACCAGCAGCCGGAGUCAUUGGCUUCCUUGUCUCUGACCAACCCGUCCCCUUCGAUGCACACCGACACAGCUCAACCGGCCUUGGAAACACCCGACGACAGCUAUGCGGACCUCGUGUUUCCGCAGCCGUCUGUUGGUUCCGAGGAGCUGCUAAAGUCCCUGCCGCCUCGAGCUUAUGCCGCGUUCUGGGAGGCUCCGACUCAAGCACCACCCCUCUGGAUCGCCUUGCUCUUUUCCGUCUUGGCCGUAUCGGCUGGCCUACAUCUCAUGGCCCACACAGGCGGCAACAAUGUCGACACCGACACGCCCUCUCCCGAAGCCAUGGCCGACAAGGCGCGCCAGUAUCUCGUGCUGGGCCACUACGCCGACGUCGACGCCCACAGCCUCGAGGCCAUGAUCCUGCUGCUCCAAAGCCACUACUUUUACGUCGCCGACUACCGGCCGCGCGGUGCCGCCACGGCGUCCAACGUCUGGUACCUGAUUGGCAUGGUGAUCCGGCUGGCCGUGCGCCGCGGCUACCACCGUGACCCGUCCAAGCUGCAGGCAACCCGGCUGUCGCCCUUUGCCGGCGAGAUGCGCCGCCGUAUCUGGGUGGCCAUUGUGCAGGUGGACGCGCUCACGUCCUUCCAGGUCGGCCUGCCGAGCAUGAUCCCCAUGGCCGACUGCGACACGGCGCUGCCGCGGAACCUCGAGUUCACCGACUUGCGGCCCGACAUGGCGGAGCUGCCAUCCUCGCGGCCCGUGUCCGACAACACGACGAUCCUGUACACCAUCGUCAAGUCGAGCGUCAUGGCGUGCUUCCAGGCGGUUGUGGCACACACGCGGUCGCUGGCGCCGCGGCCGUACGAAGACACGCGUGCGUUGGAUGCCCGGCUGCGAAGGGCGUACGCUGAACUGCCCGCGCACUUCCAGUACCGGCCGCUGGCGGCGUCGCUCAUCGACAGCCCGCCCAUCAUUAUGAACCGGAUGACGAUUGAGAUGCUGUACCUGAAGAGCCUGAUUGUGCUGCACAGAAACUACAUUCCACAGUACUACAAGCAGUCGUCAUCGUCAUCAACGACAAUGUCGACAACAUCAUUCGUCUCCACCUCCCGCUUGGCCUGCCUUGAUGCCGCUUGCACGGUUCUCGACCGCCAAGCCGAACUGACAGCCGCUACCCAACACGGCGGCAUCCUCCACGACGCCCGUUGGAUGAUCUCGGCGCUGACCGUCAACGACUUUAUCCUCGCCGCCAUGGUCUUGUGCCUCGACAUGACGCUGGCGAGCAAGCACGGACAAAGCACGGAUGACGGCCACAACCGUCGGCUCGCCGCUCUCCGGACAGCGCAUGCCAUCUGGGUCGCCCCCAGUGCGCAAUUCCCAGAAGCGCGCAUUGCCGCCGACGCACUGGGUGCGACUCUCGCGCGCGUGGAGGCCGGACAGGCCCCGCAGAUGGACGUCCCGGCCGCUGACGGCCAGUUCGUGUCUGUCGACGCCAUGACCACCGACAGCGACGUGGACGGGCUCGAUUUUAUCAACUGGACGUUCCUCGACAACAACUGCCACGACCCGCUCAACGAGGAUCUCGACCUCAACACAUGGAUGACAGACGCCACAAAGGCGUCUGGCUUUAUGGAUCUGUUCUAG